Molecule: messenger RNA, 456 nt
Organism: Punica granatum (pomegranate)
Lineage: Eukaryota; Viridiplantae; Streptophyta; Magnoliopsida; Myrtales; Lythraceae
Source: RefSeq, a predicted model, not a curated record
AUGGGUUCGUUCCCAAAGCAUCUUGUUGUCCUGAUGGUGAUUGCCGGCCUUUCGGUACUCAUGGAUCGUACAUGUGGGGCACAACUUCAUGAAUCAGAACGACAACCACCAACUGUCAGAGGAACCGUUCAUAUCAAAAUGCAGAAUGCUCUUGCCGAUAAGUCAGCCACGCUUACGGUCCAUUGCAGUGGACGCCUUCGAGAUGAACCAGCUGACCUCGGACUCCAUGACAUCGCGCCGACCUCAACUUACGAGUUCACAUUCGAGACCGAUAAUAUAUCCCGGACAUUGUACUACUGCAGCUUUCAGUGGCCGCCAAAAAAUUCGCGCAACUUUGAUAUAUUCUCUCAAGAUAGAGACGGCAGAAAGGGUGACUUUUAUUGGACAGUCUCCGACACAGGACCUUGUCUCCUCGACGUGGGAACCGGCAAUGAGGACUGUAAAAAUUGGUCUUAG